Jaculus jaculus (lesser Egyptian jerboa) is the source of this 1155-nucleotide messenger RNA. RefSeq names its product potassium two pore domain channel subfamily K member 18 (gene Kcnk18). The transcript is spliced from 3 exons. Gene Ontology annotation, molecular function: potassium ion leak channel activity. Gene Ontology annotation, biological process: potassium ion transmembrane transport; stabilization of membrane potential. Bases 1 to 1155 code for a protein of 384 amino acids. Lineage: Eukaryota; Metazoa; Chordata; Mammalia; Rodentia; Dipodidae. Gene Ontology annotation, cellular component: membrane. The record is from RefSeq and is a predicted model, not a curated record.
AUGGAGGCUGAGGGGCCGCCCCAAGCCGGCAGAUGCUGUCCUGAGACCCUGGGGAAGCUUCUGCCAGGCCUCUGCUUCCUCUGCUGCCUGGUGACCUAUGCACUGGUGGGUGCUGCGCUCUUCUCUGCCAUCGAGGGCCGACAGGCCCCAGAAGCCAAGGACCCCGAGCUGGAGAAGUUCCUGACUGAGCUUUGCAGUAUUUUGGAAUGCAACAGGACAGUGACGGAGGGCAGGGACAAGGACUUGCUGAGGCACCUGCAGAAAGUGAAGCCCCGGUGGUUCCAGGCCCCGGAGGACUGGUCCUUCCUGAGUGCCCUGUUCUUCUGCUGCACGGUGUUCAGCACGGUGGGUUACGGCCACAUGUACCCCGUCACCCGGCUUGGCAAAUGCCUGUGCAUGCUCUAUGCUCUCUUUGGCAUCCCUUUGAUGUUCCUGGUCCUCACGGACAUAGGGGACAUCCUGGCAACCAUCUUGUCCGGGGCUUACAGUCGGUUCCGAGCGCUCCUUUUCCUGCCCCACACUCCCUCUGAGUGGUGCUCCCGCCUGCUCUGCAGGAGGAGGCCUGACAGCAAGCCUGAGGAGGAAGCCGUUCCUCGGAUAGUCAUCAACACCGACUCGGAGGAGCUCCCGGACCCCCAGCUCAGCAGAGGACCUUCAGCCCCAAGCAGCAACACAGAGCUGUUUGAGAGACUAGUUGCGCGAGAGAAGCAGAACGCGCUGCAGCUGCCGGCAAGGGCCAUGGAGAGGAGCAACUCGUGUCCCCAGCUGGCGCUGGGGCGGCUGUCCUGCUCCAUUCUCAGCAACCUGGACGAGGUGGGCCGCCAGGUGGAGAGGCUGGACAUCCCGCUGCCCGUCAUCGCCCUGGUGAUCUUCGCCUACAUCUCGUGCGCCGCGGUCAUCCUCCCCUUCUGGGAGACGCAGCUGGACUUCGAGGAUGCUUUCUAUUUCUGCUUCGUCACGCUGACCACCAUCGGGUUCGGGGACAUCGUGUUAGUUCACCCUCACUUCUUCCUCUUCUUCUCCAUCUACAUCAUCGUCGGCAUGGAGAUCGUGUGCAUUGCGUUUAAGCUGAUGCAGAGCAGGCUUCUGGGCAUCUACAAACACACCAUGUUGUUCUUUGCACAAGGGAAGUUUUGCUACUUUGGGAAAAAGUGA